AUGUGCUUCCUUCUGAGUGUUGGACAAUCGGUCUAUUCAGAAAAAUUUCUCCCCACUUGGUCGAUGAAGAAGAACUCUUCGUCGAAAUCAUGGCUCCCUUACGGGGACACUGCGGUUUACGCCUAUGGUCUCACAGUGGCCGAACUUCGGACUUCAUCAAAGGACGGCAGCGUCGUUGAAUGCAAGCUCACGGAACUCCAAGACCCCAUGGAAUGCGACAUAUUGGUUAAAAAAAUCGGCAGACCUGUGGUCAAUGUGUGCCUCAAACAAAUAAUGGAGAUCAUUCAGCAGUGCCGUGCUUUGGUACAAACAAAGAAAGGUCCACCGCUGCCUCUCAACUUCCAUCAGAUGCCUUUCUGGAAUCAAGUCUGGAACGGCAUAUUUCCCGGAACUAAGUGGUGCGGAUCCGGUGACAUCGCUAACGGCUACCACGAUCUGGGAAUCGACGCAGCGCUCGAUAAGUGCUGCCGAGCGCACGAUCAUUGUCCUAUCAAAUUGAAGGCUUUUCGGAGAGGUCACGGUCUUGUGAAUUUCUCCCUUUACACAAAGUCACACUGCUCGUGCGAUGAGGACUUCCUUCAGUGUCUCAUCGAGAGUCACUCCGAAAGCGCCGCGGCCAUCGGGAACAUGUAUUUCAACGUCCUGAAGGUACCAUGUCUGCGUGAGAUCGACGAAGGACGGAAUUUAUGCAAAAGCGAUUUGCGCUCUGUAUCGAAAGAGUGUCAGAACGAGGAUACACGAGGAGUGUACAUGAAGUUCUUGGGCCCCGAGAAGCCAUUCCCCCUCCCAGGACUGAACGCUGAAUCUUUGAAACUGAACUAAUCCCCACGCGGGACCGUCGCAUCUAGUCAUCUGUACACACAGGCCAGAGCUCGCCGCACGCGCAGCGAGGGCAAAGAUGUCUCAUCGGAGCACCUCACUUGUUAUGUUAUUAAAAUGAGCACGAACAAAUUCAUUCCAUCUCCGCUGGGAAUCUUUCUUGACGGUCGUGUCCCA
Messenger RNA from Galendromus occidentalis (western predatory mite), 996 nucleotides. RefSeq lists its product as uncharacterized. The record is from RefSeq and is a predicted model, not a curated record. The transcript is spliced from 4 exons. NCBI's taxonomy places the organism in Eukaryota, Metazoa, Arthropoda, Arachnida, Mesostigmata, Phytoseiidae. Gene Ontology annotation, molecular function: A2-type glycerophospholipase activity. The coding region runs from base 1 to 822 and encodes 273 amino acids. Gene Ontology annotation, biological process: arachidonate secretion; phospholipid metabolic process.